Messenger RNA from Lobosporangium transversale, 1095 nucleotides. RefSeq names its product cyclin-like protein. Gene Ontology annotation, cellular component: nucleus; cyclin/CDK positive transcription elongation factor complex. The coding region runs from base 151 to 1074 and encodes 307 amino acids. Lineage: Eukaryota; Fungi; Mortierellomycota; Mortierellomycetes; Mortierellales; Mortierellaceae. Gene Ontology annotation, biological process: regulation of transcription by RNA polymerase II; positive regulation of DNA-templated transcription, elongation. The transcript is spliced from 8 exons. The record is from RefSeq and is a predicted model, not a curated record. Gene Ontology annotation, molecular function: cyclin-dependent protein serine/threonine kinase activator activity.
UUCACAAUUCAUCUAGGAUUUUUACCCUAUUACUCAUAUCUUUUAUUGUUAUUAACCUCUCGUCAACCUCUACAUCCAGUAUUCAAGCGUCGGUAACUUUUUGGAAACCAUUGACACCUCACUUCAAUUUAAAAUUUAAUUAAGCACGGAAUGAGCAGCAGCACAACAGAGAAUCAAUGGCUUUUCAGAAAGGAAGAUCUAUACAGAACACCGUCAUUGAUGUCAGGACUUUCGUACCAAGUUGAGAAAGAAAGCCGCAUGAAGGGCGUCACUUUUAUCAUUCAAGUGGGAAUGUAUCUCAAGCUGCCACAGCUAACUAUGGCCACUGCGGCAUUGUUUUUCCACCGAUUUUACAUGCGACACUCUCUUAAAGACUACAAAUUCUAUGAUAUUGGUGCAACAUGUAUCUAUCUUGCCAGCAAAACAGAGGAAUCGACACGCAAGUUUAAAGAUGUGAUUAUAGCAUGCGCGCAAAAGGCAGCAAAGAGAGAAACACCGAUCGAAGAUUCUUCAAAGGAGUUCCGUGUCUGGAAAGAUACCAUCAUUUAUACGGAGGAGAUCUUGCUGGAAGCGCUUUGUUUUGAGCUAAGUGUCGAACAUCCAUACCAGUUCAUGCUCUCUUUGCUUACCAAUCAUUACACUAAAGAUGAACACCGUGCGAGAAAAUUAAAGUCAGUUGCAUGGGCCUUCAUUAAUGACAGUUUGAGAACAACGCUAUGCUUACUUUACCCUCCCAAGAUCAUUGCAUUGGCUGCAGUACAUAUUGCAGCUAAAUAUUUGGAUGAAAACUUGAACGAGUGUCUUGGUGAUACCUGGAGAGAGUUGUACGAACCAGAGAUUCAAGAUAUUACUGAUGCUGCAAACGAGAUUAUGGACCAAUAUACGCAGUUCCCAAACAAAAACGGGCGGUCUUUGGAUAAGAUGUUGCCUGGCUCGAAACCUGGAAGUGAAUAUCAGGAGAAUGGGACACCAUCUUAUGGAGGAUAUCUCAAUAGUCCUGCAAAGCUUGCGACACCAGUGUAUAGCAUUGAGCCAGACCGCCCUUCGAAUGGUGAUCGAUCAGGGGCACCAUAAUGGUCUAUUUUUUGAUGUGGC